This is a messenger RNA of Gorilla gorilla gorilla (western lowland gorilla), 5235 nucleotides long. It is a transcript of the gene DHRS3, whose product is annotated as dehydrogenase/reductase 3. Lineage: Eukaryota; Metazoa; Chordata; Mammalia; Primates; Hominidae. The record is from RefSeq and is a predicted model, not a curated record. Gene Ontology annotation, molecular function: all-trans-retinol dehydrogenase (NAD+) activity. Gene Ontology annotation, cellular component: lipid droplet. The transcript is spliced from 6 exons. Gene Ontology annotation, biological process: regulation of retinoic acid receptor signaling pathway; retinoid metabolic process. The coding region runs from base 3897 to 4805 and encodes 302 amino acids.
ACUGGGUUUCCCCAUGUUGCCCAGGCUGGUCUCAAACUCCUGGCCCCAGGUGAUCCGCCUACCUCGGCCUCCCAAAGUGCUGGAAUUACAGGCAUGAGCCACCGCACCCGGCCUGGAUUCUGCAUUUCUGACAGGCUUCUAGUCCAGGAACCGCAGGCUGAGUGUGGAUCCUCGCUGCACCGGGGGAGCUGAGCCACGGAAAAAGUUAGUUCUCCCAACUGCAGCUCGCCUCUUCCCUUCAAGCCCAGAAAGCCUCCUUUCACAUUUUCAGGGACAGACCUGGGAUGUGAAAUUUCAAACUCUGCCCUGAGUUAAAUUCCAGGAGGGGGUACAAGAGCAAAGGAUAAAGGCUGGGGGAGGGAGGGAAAGGCAGAGAGGACGUGUCCCUGCUGUUCUCACUGAAGCCAGGCCACACGACCCUCAGGGCCAGCCUGCUGAACUGUGCACACACAUCAUCCCCACACAAGGUCUCCUUGGCCCCAUCUUCCCAGGGACCUCGGGGGAGGGCAACAGAGGAGGUGACAAGUUUCUCUCUGAGCAGUUGAUGCUGGGAGAAACGUGUGGCUUGCAGAGCUGCCAGUCCCACAAAAACCACAUCCUGAAAGAUGGACCAAGUAGAAAAAAAGGCCACCAUCCACCUCAGGCCAGCUUCUGCAACUGUCAGUUCCUUUGGGGAAUGUCUGACAUGUUCUUUUUUCCUCUGAUUUCAUCCCAAACCUUUUGAGAAGCAGGUUGCGUGGCGUUGCACAAGUUACUUAGAUUUACUGAGCCUGUUUCCUCCUGCAAUAAAUGGGCACGAGCCUCCCUGGGCUGUUAAGGAAAUUCAAUCAGAAACUGUGUAAAGGCCCUGAGGCACUAAAGGCCAAUUUGGGUUCCCGACCUCCUUCCCACCGUCUGCCCUCCAUCCCAGGCACAAAACCAGAGAGAUGUAAGAGGGACCUAACGGUUACCCAGCCGGUCUGGCAUCUGACCAAGGUGGGCUAGUUGGGGUGAAAAUGCAUCUCUGUAUAUGAGUUGUUUCAUAUCUUUUGGCUUUAGUUUCCCCAGCCAUAAAAGUGUGUUUGGGGUGGGGGAGGAGCACUACGAUCUUCACAAGCCCUUUUAGACCUGGGGUGUUAACCUUACAUGAGAGAAAUGCCUGGAAGAAAAGCAUGGCUAGUUAGCAGGAACGCCGCGGGGUUGGAGGCCGGGCAGCUCGGAGGCGCAGUAUCCUAUCUGGGCCACCAGGCGGCUCCGAGGACAACAGAUGAGCAAAGCCCGCUUUUGCAGCCUGGUUCUGUCUUCGGAUCUUUCCAGGCUUCUUCGCAGGCCUGGCGGACACCAGCCGCUGCUGGGUGGGAAAGGCCUGUCACUCCCAGGCUGGAAUCGCUUUCCCAUUUUUACAGACCUCGAAGAUGAGAGGAGGCCGUCACCACAAUGGAGUCCGGCCCUGGGGUCUGAUGGAGACAUUGGUCCGCCCUUCGGUCAGACUCUUGGGGGCGUUGUUGGGAGGGGGGGGUCUCUGCUCUGCAACCCUUAGCUGAACCCCAUCCUCCACUUCUCUCCUCCCGUCUGGUCAGAGUGGGAAGUGGUUUGGAUUGGGAUCCCCCCUCCUGCACUUCCUGGCUGGGUAACCUGGACGAUGGGAUAACAGUCCCCCGAUUGCAAGGUCAGGGGAAGGACUGUGUCAGAAUAUAGGCCCUCAGUGCAGGACAGUUGCUCAUCCUAAGCCUCUCCUGCCUUUUGCUCUUCCAGUGGCUUUUCACCCAGAAGGAAGAUCCUCCCCUGCAGAACCUCUCCCCAGAACUAGGUCUUUGCAGGUGACGAGGUAAUCCCAGCCUCCCCUCCCCGCAGAUCAGCGUUUUUCGAAGUGACUUUCUCACCAGGCGGAGCAUUGAAAGUAGGGAUCCCAGCGCACCCAGCCCUGCUGAAUCAGAAUCUCUGGGGGUGAGGCCCAGGAAUCGCCGUCUGAACAAGUCGCGGGCUGGAAACGGCUGCCCCAGAUUACAGGGCAGCUCCCUGCUUCGCUCUCGCUCCUCCGGCCCCGGGAACGUGCAGGGGGGCGGGAGGCAAGUCCCAUCAGCACUUUGAACUGGGGCUGCUUUUUAGUGACUCACCUCCCAGACUUCCUGCAACAGACAACUCUAAAUAGCUCGGUCCCACCCUCCAGCAGGGGAGACAUUCCGGUCGGAAAGGGCAGGAGGUUAGAAGGUGGGUGCCCCGCCAGGGCAGUCCAGGGAGACCCAAGGACAGGAGACGCUGGCUGCACAGCACAGGGGCGCAGGAAUAGGACGUUUUGUUUACAGGCUUUUGUUAUUAAGGAAAUUGCUGUCAGUCAAGGUAAUUCUAGCUCAGAUGAGCAAUAAAUAUGCUCCCAGCUAAUCUUGUGGGGAUUUUAUUGGCACUCGGAGCAGAGGUUCCUUUACCUUGACUACUCCCUCCCCUCAAAGCAAAGUCCUGCUCCCCAGCGGCUUCCCCCUAAGCAUCGUGAGGCACUUGGGUCAGGCUUUUAAAGGUCCACUCUAAGUGAACACAGAAGAGGUCCGGGCAAAGGUGAGGAGUGGCUUCCUGAUCCUACCUGGAGGCCGGGGAUGACCAAAUGACCUGAAAUAAAACCCUGGGUGACCUGGUUGGAUCAAGGCAUACGCAAGCUCCCCCGGGCCUGCUCCACACGCAGGGGUGAUCACCUGGCCCGCGGGCGGCCCGGGCAAGGAGGAACGUCUCGAGAAGGCAGCCGGCUCGCCGGAGUCGGUUCCAGCGUGUUCGAGUUACAGCUGCGAGCCCUCAGGGACACCGGCGGCAAGUCCCGGCUUGCAGAGAGGGGAGCCAGUCCCGGGAGAGCGCGAGUCCCGGCGAGCCCGAGUGCGCGCCUUAUGCGCGCUCCCCGCGACGGCGCAGGGGGAGGGGAGGCCGCAGCAGCCACUCAGAGGAACGGUAGUGAAGCCUCCCAACAACUUUAACUGUCAAUCAGACUUAAUGGGGUAUUAAAAAAAUGGGGGAAAAAGGGGCCGCCCUCUCCGCGACGCGGCUGCCCGGGGAGCGAAUGAAUAGGGCCGCGCAGACCAAGGCGUCCGAUCCACGCGCGCUCCACACCCGGACUCUCUCCAAGUUGGAAAGGACAAAAAGAAGGCAAUAAAUGCUAAAAAGGGAGAGAAGGGGAGCUGGAUCGAGCGGCAACUCCCAGCCUCUGCUGGAACAGAGAGGGAGGGAGGGAGCCGGAGCGAGCGAGCGCGCGCGAGGGCGAGCGCUGCACGUAAAGAAACUGACACCCGGACCCCCCACUUCUCCUGCACGUUGCUGGCAAUCAGAUCGCGUUUAAGCAAUUUCCUGAGCCCAAGAAUAGCAAUGAGUCGGGAGACUUUCGCGGGCUGAAAUUGGGAGCUCCAAGCACUUUUUCCCCCUACUUUUUUUUUUUUUUUCUGGAGACGGGGUGGGGGUGGGGGCGCUACAAUUUGGAAUCAGCUUUUUUUUUUUUUUUUUUUAAUCUUGCACUUUGAAACCGCGGGACCGAGGCAGGGUGCGCGCGUGUGGUUGGUGCCUUUUUUUUUUUUUCUUCCCCUCCCUAAACUCCUCUGUCAGUCUGUAAACAUUACCUGAGAAUUCCCCAGCCGAAACGGCUGCUGGGGCAAGAAACUUCUUGUUAGAACUUUCCACCUCCGGCUUCCCCCUCCACCUCUUUUACCGUCCCAACCUUAGGAGACGCUUUUUCUCCCCCAGAGGAGAAUUUAUCUUUUUUUUUUUUUUUCUUUUUCUCACCCGGUGCUUUGCAUUUGGGAAGAGGUGAUUUCAAGAGUGGCCAGGUGGGACGCCUCUCUCCUCCUUAUUCGGUUUACUAUUUAUUGUUCGGGGUGUUUUUUAAUUCCUGUAUUGCUCGGCCCGGGGAGUUUCGCCCCCUGCCCGGCUCCGCGGCGCGGAGGAUGGUGUGGAAACGGCUGGGCGCGCUGGUGAUGUUCCCUCUACAGAUGAUCUAUCUGGUGGUGAAAGCAGCCGUCGGACUGGUGCUGCCCGCCAAGCUGCGGGACCUGUCGCGGGAGAACGUCCUCAUCACCGGCGGCGGGAGAGGCAUCGGGCGUCAGCUCGCCCGCGAGUUCGCGGAGCGCGGCGCCAGAAAGAUUGUUCUCUGGGGCCGGACUGAGAAAUGCCUGAAGGAGACGACGGAGGAGAUCCGGCAGAUGGGCACUGAGUGCCAUUACUUCAUCUGUGAUGUGGGCAACCGGGAGGAGGUGUACCAGACGGCCAAGGCUGUCCGGGAGAAGGUGGGUGACAUCACCAUCCUGGUGAACAAUGCCGCCGUGGUCCAUGGGAAGAGCCUAAUGGACAGUGACGAUGAUGCCCUCCUCAAGUCCCAACACAUCAACACCCUGGGCCAGUUCUGGACCACCAAGGCCUUCCUGCCACGUAUGCUGGAGCUGCAGAAUGGCCACAUCGUGUGCCUCAACUCCGUGCUGGCACUGUCUGCCAUCCCCGGUGCCAUCGACUACUGCACAUCCAAAGCGUCAGCCUUCGCCUUCAUGGAGAGCCUGACCCUGGGGCUGCUGGACUGUCCGGGAGUCAGCGCCACCACAGUGCUGCCCUUCCACACCAGCACUGAGAUGUUCCAGGGCAUGAGAGUCAGGUUUCCCAACCUCUUUCCCCCACUGAAGCCGGAGACGGUGGCCCGGAGGACAGUGGAAGCUGUGCAGCUCAACCAGGCCCUCCUCCUCCUCCCAUGGACAAUGCAUGCCCUCGUUAUCUUGAAAAGCAUACUUCCACAGGCUGCACUCGAGGAGAUCCACAAAUUCUCAGGAACCUACACCUGCAUGAACACUUUCAAAGGGCGGACAUAGAGACAGGAUGAAGACAUGCUUGAGGAGCCACGGAGUUUGGGGGCCACAGCACCUGGGCACACACCCGAGCACCUGUCCAUUGGCAUGCUUCUGCUGGGUGAGCAGGACAGUUCCUGUCCCCAGCGAAGAAUCCGGCUGCCCCUGGGCCAGUCCCAGGACCUUUGCACAGGACUGAUGGGUGUAACUGACCCCCACAGGGAGGCAGGAAAACAGCCACAAGCCACCUUGACACUUUUGUACAUUUCCAAUUCUGUAGAGUUUAUUGUCAAUUGCUUCUCAAGUCUAACCAGCCUCAGCAGUGUGCAUAGACCAUUUCCAGGAGGGUCUGUCCCCAGAUGCUCUGCCUCCCGUUCCAAAACCCACUCAUCCUCAGCUUGCACAAACUGGUUGAACGGCAGGAAUGAAAAAUAAAGAGAGAUGGCUUUUGUGA